Messenger RNA from Racocetra persica, 1308 nucleotides. The record is from the annotation of a GenBank genome assembly. Lineage: Eukaryota; Fungi; Glomeromycota; Glomeromycetes; Diversisporales; Gigasporaceae.
AUGUUAACACGUUCUUCUGUUUCUAAAGAAUCUGCCACAGAUCUUGAAAACUUAACACCAUAUUCACCUUCCAAUGUUUUUCCAGAGGAUGAAAGUGUUGAACCUCCCAAAAAACGCGUCAGACGCAAAAAAGAAUCUACGUCGACAAAGGAGUCUAUAACUACAUUAGAUGGAAUUUUCACAUCAAAUGAAACUAAUCCUGAAGAACAAUUUUUUAAGAAUUUUCGCUUACGUCGUAUAGUCAAAGAAAAUCAUGGGCAUGACAUAAAUCAACUGGCUUUCUUUUUCAAUUUAACAAAUUAUGAGGCUCCUGUAGGUUUAGAAUACAAAAAAAUCUUUAAUAAACUUGGUCAUGUCGAACGUAAUAUACAUGAUUCAAGUAACGUUUUAGCAAGUGCAAAUAUCUAUGAUAAUGAACACUGUGGUGAUCACUUGGAUAUUGUAUCCAAUUUUGCUAUUUGUGAAAAUAUUGAUCUAGCUUCAGGCGAACUAUUAACUUGCUGUUGGUUGCACCGAGAUGAAGAUGCCUUGUUGGCCAUUGCUGGAAAUUCGCGUGCUAUAUAUAUUAUCAGUCUUGCCUUAUCCAUUACUUUAAAAACAUUGUGGGGGCAUAAUGACAUCAUCACUGAUAUUCAAAAGCACCCGAAAGAUGACCAACAUAUAUUGUCUGCAUCAAAAGACGCAAGUGUGAGAUUAUGGCAUGUAGAUAAAGGCACGUGUUUGUACGUGUUUGAAACUAGAGCUUCAGUAAUUUACUGGCAUCCAUCCGGUCAAACAUUUUUAACUGGAAAUUAUACCGGUGAAAUUCGGAUUUGGGAAACUCCAAAUUUGAUCAAUCCACCUAAUGAUACAUUACAUCUCUUUGAAGAUGAUCUUAAAAUACGGUUUAGAAAGAUCCAUUCUGUUCAAAUAGAUUGUAUUCGAUUUGUUAAUGGGAAUGUGCUAUCAAAAUCAAUAAAUGGCAAAAUCGAAUAUUGGAAUUACGAAACAUUUGAACUUAUUAAAUCUUUCCUUAUCAAAAACAGCUCAAACAAUAGAUCGAGAUUUGAUGUUAGUUUGGAUGAAAAGUACUUUUGCGUGGGUACGAGUAACGGUAGCAUCAAUAUAUAUAACGUCUUAAGUGGUAAGUUGGUAACAGAACUUCGUCAUCGACGAUCAACCAAGGCUGUAAGAUGUUGUAUAUUUUCAAGAGAUACAAAGCAAGUACUUGCGGCUGGUGAGGAAGGAUACAUUUGGAGGUAUGAUUAUAUUAGCGAUGAAACAUUGGCAGAAUGGGCGAAAUGGAAACAAACAAAACAAGAUGAAUAA